GUGUUUCACUGCGCGCUCGCGCUUUCAUGUUUCUCUUAUGCCCGUUUUGAGAAUGUUUGCAUGAAACUCUCGCGUCUGUGAGGGGCUGUUCUCUCACCUCAGUACAUUGCGUCUUGUUUUGUCUGAUUGCAUUUAAGUAUUUGAGAGCGUUCUAUGUGCGUGCGUGUGUGUGUAUUUGAUUUAGACAUCAAUGGCUGGCGCUGCCUGCAUAGCGUCAUACUCAGAAUUCAUAUUUUCAUCCCUCUCAUAUGCUCUCUGUGCCAGCAGUGGCUGCGGCAGGAAUAUCACUGCACUUUAAUUGCCUUUGUGUAAAAUACAGACUCGGCAGCGCGCGCGCGCACACACACACACACAGUGGAUUUGCAUUUGCUUAUUCUCACACGUGAGGCGUGUGCAUGUUCAUAAGCGGCGGUGUCUCGUCUCGUGUUUACCGGAAUACGUUCGGUGGACGCUGUGUAUGGUGAACCGUACGUCACUGUUCAUUUAUGUUGGCCGGAGAUCAGCAUAGUCGUAAACGUCAAUCUUUUUAUUCACAAUGGGAGUGAAGAUCAGUGUACCAGCAUCUCUUGCCUCCCCAGCAGCCCCUGUGUGAUUUCAUACAGAGCUCGUGAUAUUGCUAAGUGAUGCUUUAUCAAAUAUUAAAUGGAAGUGAAAGCAUCUGCUCGUGUUAGAGGCGACUGAAGAUUGAAGGCAUAUCUUGCCUGUCUCAGGCUAUCCAAAACGGAGUGUCUGAGGUUAUGGAGGAGGAAAGCAACUUGAAGAAACGAAAAAGCGAUCAACAAGGCAACCAGGGCUCUGAGACUGGUCAGGAGGUGGUGGAGAAAGUAAAAAAGCGACGGGGUCGCCCUCCUGCCGAGAAGCUGCCCCCCAACCCUCCCAAGCUCACAAAACAGAUGAACACCAUCGUAGACAUGGUCAUCAACUACAAGGACACGUUGGGCCGACAGAUCAGUAAAGGUUUCGUCCAGCUGCCUUCAAGAAAAGAGGUGCCAGAGUAUUACGAGCUCAUCCGCAAGCCAGUCGACUUCAGGAGGAUCAGGGAGAGAGUGCGUAAUCACAAAUACAGGUGCAUUGCGGACCUGGAAAAGGAUAUCAUGCAGAUGUGUCACAACGCUCAGACGUUUAAUCUGGAAGGAUCUCAGAUUUUUGAAGACUCCAUUGUUUUGAAGUCUGUUUUUGAGAGUGCAAGACAGCGAAUAGUGGAACUCAGCGAGGAAGACAAUGAUGCUGUUGGAAGCAGUGAAGCAGAUGGUGGCCAUCAUUUUAAUCUAGAGGCUCCUGUUUCAGAGACAACAAAUCCCAAACCGGGUGAAAAAAGGGAGAAAAAUAAAACCGAUCCUAGUAAUUCCAGCUCAAAGGAGACGGUCACAAACAGUGAUGAAGACAUUGGCCAAGAAUGUGAGAAUAACACAAGAGGACUAUUGAAUUAGACCCCGAAUGACAGCCUCAUAUAUUGUCUGCCAUUUUAAGAACAUUGUAUGGCCAUUUCAGUCCAAUUUUCCUUGAUGUUUCGCUCAAGGAUUUCUCCGAAUGUGAUCUCUCAUUAUAUUGAUUGCUUAAAACACCUUUAUAAAACCUUUGUAUUCUAAAAACAUUAUUAAUGCAGUGCUUCUGCAGUGAUGCAUUUUAAAUUGGCAUUAUUUUCAUGUAUUUAUAUAAUGUACAUAAAUCAUAAACCCAAAAUAGAUAAUAUCAUGAUGAAAAAGUUCUGUAAGUUCAGACUGAUCUCUCUUUUUCCCCCCCAAGGAUGGAAAAUGGUGGUAUGACAUAUUGUAUGAUCAUUUAAACAAAAAAUGCAUUCAAUCUUUUAAGAUGCGAUAAGCUGCGCUAAAUUUGCAAGCUAUUAUGUCUCUGUCUCAGAGAAUUUUUAAUCGGUGGUUUUUGUGACUAUGAGCACUUUGUCAUCCUCUCUUUGUAUGUUUCCCUUUCCUUCAUAACAUGUCAACAUCUUUAAAAAAAGCAACGAUUUUUUAUCCAGCAGCUCUUUAUCUCUCUUUAGUUUUCACAGGAUCGUAACUAUCUGUACAUAGAGGAACUUAGGGCAUAAUGGCAAUGUAUUCUUUGGUGACAGAUCAGAUACUGCCCUCAAAGAGAGGCACCUAUUGAUGAUGUUGUCACGCUUGUGUGUUCAGUUUAUGACGGAUGGCAGAGCUGGUGUGUUUGUGGACAGAUUCUGACAUUAAAAUGUAUGGGGUUUAUACGAUGUGAAAGGGCAACAAGGUUUGAGACAUCAUCUUGAAAUAAACAUUUUUAUGAAAUCGCA
This is a messenger RNA of Ctenopharyngodon idella (grass carp), 2263 nucleotides long. Its product is annotated as probable global transcription activator SNF2L2. Gene Ontology annotation, molecular function: protein binding. The record is from RefSeq and is a predicted model, not a curated record. Gene Ontology annotation, cellular component: RSC-type complex. Lineage: Eukaryota; Metazoa; Chordata; Actinopteri; Cypriniformes; Xenocyprididae. The transcript has 6 exons. Bases 738 to 1430 code for a protein of 230 amino acids. Gene Ontology annotation, biological process: chromatin remodeling.